AUGGAGAACAGCACUUUCUUCCAAUUCCCCAACGCAACUCUCCCGACGUGGACUGAUAACAGUAUCGAAUAUAAAUUCGUAAGCAUUAUAUUAGUGAUUCUUAUUUGUGGAAUUGGUAUUGUCGGAAAUGUGAUGGUCAUUCUUGUGGUCUUAACGACCAAGCACAUGCGCACCCCAACUAACUGCUACUUGGUGAGUCUGGCGGUUGCCGACCUCAUGGUCCUGACGGCAGCGGGACUGCCCAAUAUCACCGAAAGCCUGUUCGGUCAGUGGGUCUACGGAUACGCCGGUUGCCUCUCCAUCACUUACUUUCAGUACCUGGGCAUCAAUGCGUCCUCCUGCUCCAUCACAGCCUUCACCAUUGAGCGCUACAUCGCCAUCUGUCACCCGAUAAAAGCGCAAUUCCUGUGCACCCUCUCCAGAGCCAAAAAGAUCAUUGUUGUCGUUUGGGUUUUGACGUCCCUAUAUUGCGUUAUGUGGUUUUAUCUUUCCGAUACGGAGGAGUUGGCUUACGACAACAUUAUCCUAAAGAAGUGCGCCUACAAAGUGUCCAGAAACCUGUAUUUGCCGAUAUAUUUCACAGAUUUUGCCGUGUUCUACGUUGUCCCGCUUUUGUUGGCGACAGUUUUAUACGGGUUGAUUGCAAGAAUUCUGUUCCUCAACCCACUCCCGUCAGACCCCAAGGAAAGUAGAAGGAACUGGAAAAAGGACUCGUCGUUGGGGAAUAAAUCAAUUAACUCCAGGAGUUCCUCCAGCUGCACGAAGAUAGCUUCUCGGAGGCAGGUGACAAAGAUGCUGGCAGUGGUGGUGAUCCUCUUCGCUCUGCUCUGGAUGCCCUAUCGGACACUGGUGGUGGUCAACUCCUUCCUCAAGGAUGCCUACCUGGACACCUGGUUCCUUCUCUUCUGCCGUCUCUGCAUCUACAUGAACAGCGCCAUCAACCCCAUUAUCUACAAUGCCAUGUCGCAGAAGUUCCGCGCCGCCUUCCAUAAACUGUGCCAUUGCAGGGCCAAGCGCUCCGAGAAGCCCGCCACAUACAGCGUGGCCCUCACAUACAGUGUCAUCAAGGAGACCUCCAAUGGAGAAAGCCCAGAUCACUACAGCACAGAGCUAGACAACAUACGUGAAGCCGCUGAAGUACUUUUGCCUGGGAGAAAAAUUUUAUCAUUUAAAGAGCCCUCAAUGGCUUGUAAGAACACAUUGUCUACUGCUUAGCUCCUUGUUGGUAAAUAUGAUGAGGCAGGGAGAUUAUAGUUUAAUCUACAGUGUCAACAGUGUAACAGGUAAAAUGUGCCUAUGAGAACUAGGAAACAGAUUUUGACAAUCAGAGUUUCUAAUUUACAGUUUUUAAAUGUAGCAUAUUUAUUCCGAGCCAACACAGUCUCGUGACAACUCGUAAUAAUUCGUACAACAUGACGAAAUCACAAGAUAUCGUACCAUUUUUAUUCCAUUAGAGACCAACCAAUCAGUAAACCGAAUUUAGAAAUUGAUACAGGCAUCACAUUUUAGCUAGCUUACUA
Messenger RNA from Xyrauchen texanus (razorback sucker), 1520 nucleotides. RefSeq names its product thyrotropin-releasing hormone receptor-like. Gene Ontology annotation, biological process: phospholipase C-activating G protein-coupled receptor signaling pathway. The record is from RefSeq and is a predicted model, not a curated record. Lineage: Eukaryota; Metazoa; Chordata; Actinopteri; Cypriniformes; Catostomidae. The transcript is spliced from 2 exons. Bases 1 to 1215 code for a protein of 404 amino acids. Gene Ontology annotation, molecular function: thyrotropin-releasing hormone receptor activity. Gene Ontology annotation, cellular component: membrane.